Messenger RNA from Caenorhabditis angaria, 2426 nucleotides. The record is from the annotation of a GenBank genome assembly. NCBI's taxonomy places the organism in Eukaryota, Metazoa, Nematoda, Chromadorea, Rhabditida, Rhabditidae.
AUGUUUCUAUGGAUUUUUAUAUUUUGGAUUGGUGGAUUUGGUGAAGCUUGUGAAACUGGAUUGACACAAUUAAGACAUCGAGAUAAUUUACAAUUAAUGAGAUGUGUUCCAACUCUUCCGGUAAGUUUUUGAUCUGAAUUUUGGGAAAUCUUAAAACUCUGAGAAAAAAGUUUAAGAAAAGAGUUUUAAAAAAAUUUUCAUAACUUUCAAAUUUUCAGGGAUAAAUUUUUUAAAACGAAUCUCGAAAGUUAGGUUUUUGAAAUUAGAAAAACAUUGUUGAACAAAAUUUUUCGGGUGAUCGUCAGGAAUUUUAAUGUUUGUUUUUUUUUCGACAUUGAAUUGACCACUUGAUCUUGAAAUGUUUGUAGUUUACACUCACCAUCAGAACAAGAGGUCAGAUAGGAAAUUCGGAGAAAAUUAGAAAACUUCAAGAUUUUGAAAAUUGUUGAUCCCAAACAAUAUAAUUUCCGAGUGAACAAAGUUGAACCAAUUUUGUCCCAAGAGGUUUCCACUUCUCAUUUCCAGUCGAACUCUAAAAAUUCAUUUUUCCAGGGCCAUCCGGAUCCUUGUAUAAUUCAAACCGGCGGACAAAUGAGUUUUUGUCAACAAGACGGACAAGAUUAUGUAUGUUGUGGAAGUGCAGAACUUCUAGUUGAUUUAAUAGGACGACAAAAUAAAAUGACAUAUCUCGAUUCAUGGCGGUUUUAUCCACGUGAUUCCUACUACGAUUAUCAAGUUCUUGUUCAAUCAUCUCGCGAAGAACAUCCAACAUCCGCUCCAAUUAUUCUAACAACGCCUCCUCCAGUUACAAUAACAACACGGCGAAAACCCGCGAAAUCAUUGGCUUUGCUUCAAAUGCUCACAAUUCCCUCGAUUGUUCGAGGAAAUUAUACGAAUUCUGUGAAAAUUAAUACGAAUUCGGUAUUGGUGAAAGAUGGUGCAAAAUGUGUAUUUGUUGUUGAUACAGGAAUGCCGAAACAGAAAAAACAAAUUGUUAAAAGUUAGUUUUUUCGGUUCAAAAAUUUGUGAAAGAAAAAAAUUAGACUUCAUUGAUAACUUUGAGUCAACGAAUUUCGCAUUUUUAAUAUUUUCAAAGAUAUCCUAAAGUCUUAAAGCCCUUAAGCUCACAACUACUUUAUAUUUUUUUGCAGAUAUGGUAGCUUAUGGAACAUCUGCGAAGAAAAUCAAAUUUGUAAUAAUCACAUCAUCAUUCGUACAUUUUGCUGGAAACCUCAAUCUUUUCCCAUUUUCUCAAGUAAUAAUGGGUGAUUCAACAAACUUCAAAGAUAGUGUAAUGUUUUCUCGAAGAUUCGAAAAACAUCGAACUCUUGAAUUAUGUUCUCCAAACACACUGAUAACAUCAACACCUGGUCCAACACCAAAUUCAAUAACUGUAAUUGUUCGAAAUGUUGAUUUGAUGGGUACUGUAGCUAUUGCUGGUGCAUUAUUUCCAAAUGGAAAUGAUUUGGAUGUUUUUGAUUUGGAAGCAAUUUGGGAUAUUCAGAAAUUCAAAGAAUCAAGGAAUCGAAUUAUUUGCGAAGUUGAUUGGAUUGUUCCAUCGAGUUCAGCACCUUUUAAAGUAACACAACUUCAUCGAACAAAAGCGAAAUGUUGAUUUUGAAGAAGAAGAAAAACGGGUUAUAGAAAAUAUAUUAUUUAUUUUUUACGUGAAUAAAAUAAAAUGUUUUUGAAAUCUUCAUUUUCAGAAAAAAAAAUGUAUUUUCAAGUUUGUUUGGUUAGAAAUAGAAUAUCGGUGAGAAAAAAUGAAUUGAUAAAAUAAUGAAAACCAUUUUCAGAUUAUUUUAUUGAUAUUUGCCAUCAUAAACUUUGCGAUUCUAACUUUUAUAUUUCUAAAGCAACAAGAGUAUGUUUUUUCAAAAUUAUAAUUUCAGCCCAUAAAUUCAAAUUUUCUUUUUCAAAUUUCAGAUUAAUCGAUAGUUUUGUCGAGAAAACAGUUGAUAAGUGGAAUUCAACAUCGAAUACUGAAAAAGAAGACAAUCAAUUGUUCAAUCUAAUUUUUAUGCCAGCAAUUUUUCAACAAUUGGUUGUAUUUUUUGUGAUUGUUUCAGUCGUUGGAUAUGCAAUUACAUAUGAUUUCGCAUUUCUUAUCGAUUUCGCAAUUUUCAGUGUGAGUUAGAAAAAUUCUAAACAUGAUUUAAUCUCGACUUCUUCAGGUGGCACAAUUCUUAUUGUCCGGUAUGGUAUUAUACAAUGGUUUUGAAAAUAAAUUUUAUAACAAAAUCAUGGGCCAUUAUGGGAUUUUUCACGCGGUGAACUUGAUAUUCAACGCUAUUUAUACAGGUAAAUAAGCAAACUUUUCGAUUAUUCAAACAAUCAUUUUUUUUUCAGUAACAAUAAUAUUAGGAAAAAAUGAGCAAGUCAUCGAAGCGGAGAAAUGUGUUGCUCAAAUGACUAAUCAAAUCUAA